This is a messenger RNA of Mesorhabditis spiculigera, 483 nucleotides long. Lineage: Eukaryota; Metazoa; Nematoda; Chromadorea; Rhabditida; Rhabditidae. The record is from the annotation of a GenBank genome assembly.
AUGCCUCCCCGAGUUGGUGGAGAGCAAAUCACCGAGCCGGAGAUCCUCCACGUCGCCCCGCCGCCGCCCAACGUCGAUGAACUGAUUGGUCUGGCUCGCGCUCGCCUGAAUAUCCCGGAAUUCGUCGCCGCGGAGCAGCUUCUGGGCGCAAACCGCCCUCCCGGAAACCGCCUCGAAGAGGCUCAGAUUAUCGUCGCGAGCUUCAUCGUCAUCCAAACGCGCUAUUUGCUCCUUCGGGGCGCCAUCCACCGCGCCGACCCGCGCAUUUUGAUGAUCGGGGAAGAUGGCCUGGUCGCCUACCUCCGGGAGUACAGCGCCCUCUACGAUCGGGCUAAGGCGCGCAUGAUGCAUCUGAUUGCACGCCCCGGAGAGCACCGCCAUCACCGCGGGUUCCUUCGCCUGCAGCGGGCUGCCCUCGCCUGGAUGCGCCAGGUUCGCAUCUUGGAGCAGGAGCUCGGGGGGAUGGUCGCAGCUCUUUUCAAC